This is a messenger RNA of Eubalaena glacialis (North Atlantic right whale), 3833 nucleotides long. Its product is annotated as zinc finger protein 268-like. Gene Ontology annotation, cellular component: nucleus. The transcript has 11 exons. The record is from RefSeq and is a predicted model, not a curated record. NCBI's taxonomy places the organism in Eukaryota, Metazoa, Chordata, Mammalia, Artiodactyla, Balaenidae. Gene Ontology annotation, molecular function: DNA-binding transcription activator activity, RNA polymerase II-specific; RNA polymerase II cis-regulatory region sequence-specific DNA binding. Gene Ontology annotation, biological process: regulation of cytokine production; regulation of immune system process; negative regulation of transcription by RNA polymerase II. Bases 107 to 3523 code for a protein of 1138 amino acids.
GCAGCCCCGCCGGCGACGCUCCCGGUGCUGCGCCUGCAGGUGCCGAUCGCAGCUUCACCUGCUCGGGAUCUCCUGUUACUCAGGAAGCGUCAGGAACGAGGAGGGCAUGGAGGCCGAGUUGCUAACUGCCCGGUCUCACACACUGGUGACCUUCAAGGACAUACUUGUGAACUUCACGAGGGAGGAGUGGAAGCUGCUGGACCCUGCUCAGCAGCUCAUGUACAAAGAUGUGAUGUUGGAGAACUACAGAAACCUGAUGUCCUUGGGGCAUCAGCUUCCCAAGCCAGAGGUGAUCCUGCAGUUGGAGAAGGGGGAGGAGCCGUGGCUGGUGGUGAGAGGAAUUCACCAAGAGACCCAUCCAGAUUUGGAGACUGCAGUUGAAGUUAAAUCAUCAACUUCCAGUAAGAGCAUUUCUAAAGAUAAACACUCCUGUGAUGUUAAAAUGAAAAGAAUGGCAAAGAGUGAUCUCUGGUAUUUGUCAUUGGAAGAAGUCUGGACACGUGAAGGUCAGUUGAACAGGCCCCAGGACAGCCAGGAGAGACAUCUGAGCAUCCGUCGGGUCCUGCCAUCCCCCGCAGGGCGCACAAAACUGGCCGUGAGGAUGGCCACCAGGGUCCGGACGGCUGCCGUCUGGGUCCCACCUCUCCAGGAGCGAGACAGCACGCGCGAUGGCAUCAGAAAGCUCCAAGGGGAGGGAUCCAUCCUGGGUCAAGAGACCCCUGACCAGAGGCCUCUCCCUGGAGGACCCCGGCAGAGGCACAAGAGUCCCGGGACGGAGCAGGUCCUAGAGUGGCUGUUUAUUUCCCAGGAGCAGCCGAAAGCGAAGAAGACCUGGGGACCAUUGUCAUUCAUGGAUGUGUUUGUGGACUUUACCUGGGAGGAGUGGCAGCUGCUGGACCCAGCUCAGAAGCACCUGUACAGGAGUGUGAUGUUGGAGAACUAUAGCAACCUGGUGUCCCUGGGGUAUCAACACACCAAACCGAAUAUCAUUUUCCAGUUGGAACAAGAAGAGCUGUGGAUGAUGCAAAUUCCAAGUGAGGGCCAUCUGGACGAAGUCUGGGAAAUUGAUGGUCGUAUGGAAUGGCAUAAGGAAAAUCAAGGCAAGCUAAGAAGUAUGUCAAAAGGCUAUCAGUGUACUGCAUUUGGAAAACUAUGUCUUCUUAGUACAGAUUAUGUUUCUUCAAAACAAAAACUUCAUAAAUGUGUCACAAAUGGAAAGAGUUUGAAAUAUAAUACAGAUUUCGGUAAUAAUUAUGCUGGAAAGAAUCCUAAUGGGUUUCAUGCACAUAGGGAAUCGUCCUUCCAUUCUAAACAUGAGCAAGCUGUUAUUGGGAUAAAAUACUGUGAAAGUAAUGAAUCUGGAAAAACUGCCAACAGAAAGUCACAGCUCAUAUGCCAACAAAUACGUAUGGGAGGAAAACCCUUUGAAUGCAGUUACUGUGGGAGGGCCUUCAGCAGCAAGUCAUACCUUGUGGUGCAUCAGCGAACUCAUGCAAAAGAAAAACCCUACAAAUGUAAUGGAUGUGGGAAAGACUUCAGCAGCAAGUCCUACCUCAUUGUUCAUCAGAGAACUCACACAGGAGAGAAACUGCAUGAAUGCAGUGUUUGUCAGAAAACUUUCAGUUUCAAUUCACAACUUGUUAUACAUAAGAGAAUUCACACACGGGAGAAUCCCUAUGAAUGCUGUGAAUGUGGGAAAGUCUUCAGUAGGAAAGACCAGCUUGUUUCACACCAGAGAACUCAUUCAGGACAGAAACCCUAUGGGUGUCAUGACUGUGGGAAAGCUUUUGGUUUGAAAUCACAACUCAUUAUACAUCAAAGAAUUCAUACAGGAGAGAAACCCUAUGAAUGCAGUGAUUGUCGGAAAGCCUUUAAUACAAAGUCUAACCUCAUGGUACAUCAGAGAACCCACACGGGGGAGAAACCCUAUGGUUGUAGUGAAUGUGGGAAAGCCUUUACUUUCAAGUCACAGCUCAUUGUACAUCAGGGAGCACACACUGGGGUAAAACCCUAUGGGUGUAAUCAGUGUGGAAAAGCGUUCAGUUUGAAGUCACAACUCAUUGUACAUCAGAGAAGUCACACAGGAGUGAAACCCUAUGGAUGCAUUGAAUGUGGGAAAGCUUUUAGGAGCAAGUCCUACCUCAUCAUACAUAUGAGGACUCACACAGGAGAGAAACCACAUGAAUGCAGUGAAUGCGGGAAAUCCUUCAGUUUCAAUUCACAACUUAUUGUACAUCAGAGAAUUCACACAGGGGAGAAUCCCUAUGAAUGCAGUGAAUGUGGGAAAGCCUUCAGUCGGAAAUACCAGCUCAUUUCACACCAGAGAACUCAUGCAGGGGAGAAGCCCUAUGAAUGCAGUGACUGUGGGAAAACUUUUGGUUUGAAGUCACAGCUCGUGAUACACCAGAGAACUCAUACAGGAGAGAAACCCUUUGAAUGCAGUGAAUGUCAGAAAGCCUUUAAUACAAAGUCGAAUCUUAUUGUACAUCAGAGAACCCACACAGGAGAGAAACCCUAUGGUUGUAGUGAAUGUGGGAAAUCCUUUACUUUCAAGUCACAGCUUAUUGUACAUCAGGGAGCACACACUGGGGUGAAACCCUAUGGGUGUAAUCAGUGUGGAAAAGCCUUCAGUUUGAAGUCACAGCUCAUUGUGCAUCAGAGAAGUCACACAGGAUUGAAACCCUAUGGAUGCAUUGAAUGUGGGAAAGCUUUUAGGAGCAAGUCCUACCUCAUUAUACAUAUGAGGACUCACACAGGAGAGAAACCACAUGAAUGCAGUGAAUGCGGGAAAUCCUUCAGUUUCAAUUCACAACUUAUUGUACAUCAGAGAAUUCACACAGGGGAGAAUCCCUAUGAAUGCAGUGAAUGUGGGAAAGCCUUUAAUAGAAAAGAUCAGCUCAUCUCACAUCAGCGAACUCAUGCUGGGGAAAAACCUUAUGGGUGCAGUGAGUGUGGGAAAGCCUUUAGUAGCAAGUCAUACCUCAUUAUACACAUGAGAACUCAUUCUGGAGAGAAACCAUAUGAAUGCCACAAAUGCGGGAAAGCCUUCAUUUGGAAGUCGCUACUCAUUGUACACGAGCGCACUCAUGCAGGGGAAAACCCUUAUAAAUGCAGUCAAUGUGAGAAGUCCUUCAGUGGAAAAUUACGGCUCAUUGUACAUCAGAGAAUGCACACAAGAGAGAAGCCCUAUGAAUGCAAUGAGUGUGAAAAAGCCUUCAUUAGGAAGUCUCAGCUCAUUGUACAUCAGAGGACUCAUUCAGGGGAGAAACCCUAUGGAUGCAGUGAAUGUGGAAAAACCUUCUCUCAGAAAUCAAUUCUCAGUGCACAUCAGAGGACUCAUACAGGAGAGAAACCCUGUAAGUGCAAUGAAUGUGGGAAGGCCUUUUGUUGGAAGUCACAGCUCAUUAUGCAUCAGAGAACUCACGCAGAUGAGAAACAUAUUGGUGAAGUAAAUGUAAGAAACUUUCUCUCAAAAGUCAAUUCACAGGAAUUCCCAGAAUUGUACAAGAGAGAAACUCUGUAAAUGGAAUCAUCUCAUUGUACACCAUGUAUAUGUGGCAUGUGGAGGGGCAUCCACAGAACACUGUUUUUUUAUACACACAAAAAAUAUCAGUACAUGUGCACAAGGGACUCUAUGAAUUCAGUGAACCCUAUGAAAGUUCUUAGCAGAAAGUCUUGUAAGUUUGUGCAGGUGAGGAACAUUAUGAAUGAAAUGAAUGUCAGAAAGUCAUUUUUUAAUAUGCUAACAUCCACAAAGAGGAAAUUCCAUAAUGCAAAUGAAUAUAGAAUACAGGCCUUUUAAAUUCAUAAUUUAUUAAGAAUUAGGAUUUUAA